CUCGACUUGGUUGAGAAUGGAACAAGAGACGAGUUUGUUGACCACUGUCUAGAACAAGUCGGGCAUUUUCUGCGAUGCAAGAAUAUGCACAAGGAUCGAGGAGGAGGUGACGCACAUGGAAGUAGCACUAGUGCUGGCCCUAACUACCUGAAUCAUAAAGAACAUCUUUCCACCAGCAACAUCAAGGGUCUGGAUGUCAGUAUGAGUGGUGGUUUAAGAGACCAGCUUCGCGCAGACUUCGUAGCUGCUCGCGAGGACUUGCGGACUCGUGGAAGACCGAUUUUGCGUGGUCGCAUGGUCCGUGAAACCCCUUGUACGGUCAAAGUGGAUAGUACGACUUGGGUUCACGCUCUUCCUGUCUUGCCGCCAGAAGUGAGUGACCGCAGAACGGUAAGCGCGCCGCAAGAACACCUAGUGAAC
Amoebophrya sp. A25 is the source of this 420-nucleotide messenger RNA. The record is from the annotation of a GenBank genome assembly. NCBI's taxonomy places the organism in Eukaryota, Dinophyceae, Syndiniales, Amoebophryaceae.